ACAGGUUGCUGCCACACCCCUCCCCCCCUCUGCAUCCCAUUGGCUGCUGUUCCCCAGGGGGCGGAGCUCAGUAUGGGUUUAGAGCUGUGAGGCCAGACUGAGAAGACAGUGAAGCCUGACACACCCUCCGCCCGCCUCACAGGUAAGACCAACAGCCUUUACACACACCCUCCGCCCGCCUCACAGGUAAGACCAACAGCCUUUACACACACCCUCCGCCCGCCUCACAGGUAAGACCAACAGCCUUUACACACGCACUUAACCGGCCGCACAGGUAAAACCAACUGUUAUGCGCACACACACACACACACACCCAUAAUGCCUGAAACACUCCACCUACACAGGUAAAAUAACAUUAGGCAGUCAAUGCAUUAAAGCUUGCUUGUGUUCUAUAGCUGAGAGUGGAGGAUGGCGGAGGGGGAUAGACACAGAUUGAGAGAGAUGGAGAUGGAAGAGAGGAUAGAUGAGAGGACACAGGGGGCCUGAAGACACUGGUGCAGAAGGGUUGCUAGGAGGCAGCGGAACUAAAACAAUACAGAGAGAUGGAAGAGAGAGGGAGACAGCGAAAGGGGAGAUGGAGAUGAGAGAGGGAGACAGAGAAAGGGUAGAUGGAGAUGGAAGAGAGAGGGAGAUGGAAGAGAGAGGGAGACAGCGAAAGGGUAGAGGGAGAUGGAAGAGAGAGGGAGACAGCGAAAGGGUAGAUGGAGAUGGAAGAGAGAGGGAGACAGAGAAAGGGUAGAGGGAGAUGGAAGAGAGAGGGAGACAGCGAAAGGGUAGAUGGAGAUGGAAGAGAGAGGGAGACAGCGAAAGGGUAGAUGGAGAUGGAAGAGAGAGGGAGACAGCGAAAGGGUGGAUGGAGAUGGAAGAGAGAUGGAGAUGGAAGAGAGAGGGAGACAGCGAAAGGGUGGAUGGAGAUGGAAGAGAGAGGGAGACAGCGAAAGGGUAGAUGGAGAUGGAAGAGAGAGGGAGACAGCGAAAGGGUAGAUGGAGAUGGAAGAGAGAGGGAGACAGUGAAAGGGUAGAUGGAGAUGGAAGAGAGAUGGAGACAGCGAAAGGGUAGAUGGAGAUGGAAGAGAGAGGGAGAUGGAAGAGAGAGGGAGACAGCGAAAGGGUAGAUGGAGAUGGAAGAGAGAGGGAGAUAGAGAAAGGGUAGAUGGAGAUGGAAGAGAGAUGGAGACAGCGAAAGGGUAGAUGGAGAUGGAAGAGAGAUGGAGAUGGAAGAGAGAGGGAGACAGCGAAAGGGUAGAUGGAGAUGGAAGAGAGAGGGAGACAGAGAAAGGGUAGAUGGAGAUGGAAGAGAGAGGGAAACAGCGAAAGGGUAGAUGGAGAUGGAAGAGAGAGGGAGACAGCGAAAGGGUAGAAUGAGGGAGAGCUGAGGAAGCCAGAUAAAGGACACCUGGAAGUAUUGAGGGGAAGAAAUCAGAAAUGGAGGGGUUGGCAAAGGAGAGAAUGGAGGGAGGGUUUUGGUAAAGAGGGAGAUCAUUGUGUUUGAAUGAGAGGAGGCCUCUGAAAAGGGUUGGGGGGAGGGGAGAGGGAUUUGGCCUGCUUUUCUUCAGCCUUGCUCAGGUGGGUUGUUCGGCUCAUUCCAACUGGAGAAUAACAAAAGAAAAACGUAAAUAUUUGAUUUGUCAGAACAGGAAUCCUGUCAUUUUUUAGGAUACCGAUCAGGUGGUGGCCAGGUCAUAGCAGCAGUUCAAUGCAACACACUAUGUUCUUGUCAUGAAAAUCAAUGCAAAUGAUUCACCCAUUUUUGCAUUUCACGUGUCAGUACAGACGAUAACUCAAGUAAAUGAAGUAACCCAAUGAAAAGGGGAUAGUUGUAUAAGGAUUUUAUAGACCCAAAUCUCCAGGAUCCCAUCCUCUCUUAUUCAACCUGUUGAGUCACUCCGAGACGAGGUUCAAAUUAGUGUGUGUAAAGGGAGUGUGUGUUUAGGUGGAGGGGGAGUGUGUGGGUUUAGGUGGAGGGGGAGUGUGUGUGUGUGUGUGUGUGUUUAGGUGGAGGGGGAGUGUGUGUGUUUAGGUGGAGGGGGAGUGUGUGUGUGUUUAGGUGGAGGGGGAGUGUGUGUGUGUUUAGGUGGAGGGGGAGUGUGUGUGUGUUUAGGUGGAGGGGGAGUGUGUGUGUGUUUAGGUAGAGGGGGAGUGUGUGUGUGUUUAGGUGGAGGGGGAGUGUAUGUGGGUGUGCCCCCACACCCACAUCCUUGUGGUUAUGAUUUCACCUUGGUUGGCUGUAUCAGCUGUGAUCUUGUAGGGUUACAUUUACAUUUUAGUCAUUUAGCAGACGCUCUUAUCCAGAGCGACUUACAGUUAGUGAGUUGGAAUCCAAACCUGCACAGCCAGUAUCUCUCCUAGGUUGUGCUGUUGUUAUCGGUCAGACCUGGACCACAGAUUGGGAGCAUGAGGCUCUCUGGAGUGAGAAGCACAUGAUCAAUUAUUCGCUGCCUAAAAACAUUGAAUUUCCCUAAAUAACCAUUCCAACUGUCCUGAAAUACUUUCUGCCAAUUUCAAAAUAGUUAUUUCAUAUGUUCAAACUGCCCCAAAACGUCUCAACCGUAGAGUCAAACAGAGUUUGAAUAAAUUGUGGAUUUGCAGUCUGACUACCAUUCAGCUCAAAUUGCUCCUGCAUUCUGUGAAAAUGGUUAAAGGCAUUGAUUCUUAGAAACCCGUGUUCACUUGAAGCGUUACAUUAUUCACUUCCCCCUGAGGCCUUAGAGGAGAAAGAAAUGUGGGCAGUUUGUAGUCAUGUGUUUUUACACUAACUGGCCAUAUUAACUGAGGGGAGAUUUCCAUCCUAUUAAAUGUUUUAAUGAAGAGACGAUUUGACCACUAAUUCUAGUCUGCGUGUGUGUGCAAAGCAUUUAAGCAUUUUGUUGCAUUGUGUACAUGACAAAUAAACAAACUUGAAUGUGUUCCUCAUCUCUCUCUCAAUCCCCCCCUCCCUCAUCUCUCUCUCUCUCCCCCCUCCCUCAUCUCUCUCUCUCUCUCCCCCCUCCCUCAUCUCUCUCUCUCUCUCCCCCCUCCCUCAUCUCUCUCUCUCUCCCUCAUCUCUCUCUCUCUCUCCCCCUCCCUCUCUCUAGGUGGCUAGAGGUCAGAGGUCGUAGCUAGGGGUCAUGGCGGGCCUGAGGAGGAAGCUGAAGUUUGUGUUGACGCUGAUGAUGGUCAAUCUCUUCAUUUUCAUCCUAGUGUCCCACAGCAGAGGACAGGACAAGAGCGGACCCAACAAGGUGAGGACAAAGUGUGGGGGGGGGGGUGACAGGACAAAGUGUGGGGGGGUGGUGACAGGACAAAGUGUGGGGGGGUGGUGACAGGACAAAGUGUGGGGGGGUGGUGACAGGACAAAGUGUGGGGGGGUGGUGACAGGACAAAGUGUGGGGGGGGGUGACAGGACAAAGUGUGGGGGGGGGUGACAGGACAAAGUGUGGGGGGGUGGUGACAGGACAAAGUGUGGGGGGGUGGUGACAGGACAAAGUGUGGGGGGGUGGUGACAGGACAAAGUGUGGGGGGGGUGGUGACAGGACAAAGUGUGGGGGGGUGGUGACAGGACAAAGUGUGGGGGGGUGGUGACAGGACAAAGUGUGGGGGGGUGGUGACAGGACAAAGUGUGGGGGGGUGGUGACAGAACAAAGUGUGUGCAAAGCUGUCAUCAAGGCAAAGGGUGGCUACUUUGAAGAAGCUAAAAUAUUUUUAAAAAAUUGAUUUGUUUAACACUUUUUUGGUUACUACAUGAUUCCAUAUGUGUUAGUUCAUAGUUUUGAUGUCUUCACUAUUAUUCUACAAUGUAGAAAAUAGUUUUAAAAAAAAAAAAGAAAAACCCUGGAAUGAGUGUCCAAACUUUUGACUGGUACUGUAUGUAUUGUUUUUCUUGGUUUAGACAAUUCUGUAUUGUUUUAAUUUGUAAAAUAAAUGUAAUACAUUUCCUCCUUCCUUCCUCCAUUCAAGGUCCGUGUCCCCUCCAAGCGCUUCUGGUCCAAACUGGCUCCUAGUCAGGCCUACUGGAACCGCCAGCAACAGAGACUGGACCUCCAACACAACCCUGUCCUCGCCUCCGCUAAUAACAACAACACUAGCGAUGAUGAUGUCAUCAGACCUGUCCCUGACUGGCUCAACGACACAGGGCUGAACCCUGACCCCUGCCAACCGGACUACAGAGUCACCACUCACGUGAAAGACUACAACUCCCUACCUCCCCGUUUUAAAGACUUCCUUCUCUACAUGCGCUGUCGGUCGUACCCUCUAGUGGUGGACCAGCCUCACAUCUGCCAAAAGACCCAGGGAGGGGAGCCGCCCUUCCUCCUACUGGCCAUCAAAUCCCUUGUUCCGCACUUUGACCGCCGCCAGGCCAUCCGCCAGUCGUGGGGUCGAGCCGGCGUCCUCGCCAACCGGACGGUUGUCACGGUGUUCCUGCUCGGCAACACCACAGCCGUGGACCACAACCCAGACCUGUCGGAGAUGAUGCGCUAUGAGAACGCUCGCCACCGCGACAUCCUCCAGGUAUCUAUAAUAUAAAGUAUUCAGACCCCUCAACCUUUUUCACAUUUUGUUAGGUUACAGCCUUAUUCUAAAAUUGAUUUAAAUAGUUUUUUCCCCACAUCUAUCUACACACAAUACCCCAUAAUGACAAAGCAAAAACAGGUUUUUAGAAAUAGGGAGAGAUUGAAUAUGUCCGUAAACACACCAGCCAGCUGGUCUGCGCAUGCUCUGAGGACGCGGCUAGGGAUGCCGUCUGGGCCGGAAGCCUUGCGGCGGUUAACAUACUUAAAUGUCUUACUCACGUCGGCCACGGAGAAGUAGAGUCCUUGGUAGUGGGCCUCGUCAGUGGCACUGUGUUAUCCUCAAAGCGGGCGAAGAAGGUGUUUAGCUUGUCCGGAUGCGAGACGUCGGUGUCGACGACGUGGCUGCAUUUCCUUUUGUAGUCCAUGAUUUCUGUAGACCCUGCCACAUACGUCUCGUGUCUGAGCUGUUGAAUUGCGACUCCACUUUGUCUCUAUACUGAUGUUUUGCCAGUUUAAUUCCCUUGCGGAGUGAGUAGCUACACUGUUUGUAUUCUGCCAUAUUCCCAGUCCCCUUGCCAUGGUUGAAUGCGGUGUUUCGCGCUUUCAGUUUUGCGCGAAUGCUGCCAUCUAUCCACGGUUUCUGGUUAAGGUAGGUUUUAAUAGUCACAGUGGGCACAUCAUCUCCUAUACACUUCCUGAUAAACUCAGUCACCGUUUCAGUGUAUUCGUCUAAAUAAUUUUUGCAUGCUACCCAGAACAUAUCCCAGUCCGUGUGAUCAAAACAAUAUUGAAGCGUGGAUUCCGAUUGGUCAGGCCAGCGUUGAAUAGUCCUUAGCACGGGUACUCUCUGUUUGAGUUUCUGCCUAUAGGAAGGGAAGAGCAAAAUGGAGUCGUGGUCAGAUUUGCCGAAAGGAGGGCGGGGGAGGGUCUUAUAACCAUCCCGGAAGUUUGAAUAGCAAUGGUCGAAUUUUAGCAGCUCGAGUACAUCAGUCGAUAUGUUGAUAGAACUUCGGCAGCCUAGUCCUCAAAUUUGCUUUGUUAAAAUCCCCGGCUACAAUAAAUGCAGCUUCAGGAUAUGUGGUUUCCAGUUUGCAUAAAGUCCAGUGAAGUUCUUUUGAGGGCCGUCGUGGUAUCGGCUUGAGGGGGGAUAUACACGGCCGUGACUAUAACCAAAGAAAAGUCAGCAUUUGAUUGUGAGGUAUUCUAGUUCGGGUGAACAAAAGGACUUGAGUUCCUGUAUGUUACUACAAUUACACCAUGAGUUGUUAAUCAUGAAACACACACCUACGCCCUUCUGGUUCCCGGAGAGAUAUUUAUUUCUGUCUGCGCGAUGAAAUAAUGUAAAAAAGAAUAUAUAUUUUUUAUGCAACGUUUUCUAAGAGCUAGUCGCGAGGCCGCCAUCUUCUUCUUCAUCUUCAUAGUUUUGAUGUCUUCACUAUUAUUCUACAAUGUAGAAAAUAGUAAAAAUAAAGAAAAACUCUUGAAUGAGUAGGUGUGUCCAAACUUUUGACUGGUACUGUACAUGUUAACAUCCUCCAGGUAACAAUAAUAUACAUGUUAACAUCCUCCAGGUAUCAAUAAUAUACAUGUUAACAUCCUCCAGGUAUCAAUAAUAUACAUGUUAACAUCCUCCAGGUAUCAAUAAUAUACAUGUUAACAUCCUCCAGGUAUCAAUAAUAUACAUGUUAACAUUCUCCGGGUAUCAAUAAUAUACAUGUUAACAUCCUCCAGGUAUCAAUAAUAUACAUGUUAACAUCCUCCAGGUAACAAUAAUAUACAUGUUAACAUCCUCCAGGUAUCAAUAAUAUACAUGUUAACAUCCUCCAGGUAACAAUAAUAUACAUGUUAACAUCCUCCAGGUAUCAAUAAUAUACAUGUUAACAUCCUCCAGGUAACAAUAAUAUACAUGUUAACAUCCUCCAGGUAACAAUAAUAUACAUGUUAACAUCCUCCAGGUAUCAAUAAUAUACAUGUUAACAUCCUCCAGGUAUCAAUAAUAUACAUGUUAACAUCCUCCAGGUAUCAAUAAUAUACAUGUUAACAUCCUCCAGGUAUCAAUAAUAUACAUGUUAACAUUUAGGGUAUGGGUUUUCAAACCUCUCCUCUGGGACCCCCAGACAUUCCAUGUAUUUAACUAUUCCACAACUAGCACACCUCAUUCACCUUGUCAACUAAUCAUCAAGCCCUUGAAUAGGUGAAUCAGGUGAGUUAGUUCAGGGCUACAACUACAAAUUGUGAAACGUCUGGGGGGUCCCUGAGGAGAGGUUGGAGAACGUCUGGGGGGGUCCCGCUGGAGAAAAACCACUGAUUUAGGAGCCCCUCUUCUCCAGAGGUAUUGUAGCAUUCGUCUUAAAGUUAGCUAGGUAAGAGAACCACAUAUCACAGUCAUAGUAAGCAACUACCUCUGCCAAUGUAAAUGUUUCUUCCUUCAGGUAACAAUCAUGUAAAUGCCUAUGGCAACAUAGAUGUUUCCUUAUUCCUUAUAAGCGCCUAAUUAGGAUUAAAAUAAUUCUGUUAACGUUAACUUUUCCACAGAUUUUCCAGAGAUCCUGGUUGGAGGAUUUCCGGAUUUCCUGCUUAUCCCCUCCUGAUUCCGGAAUCCUCCAAUCAGAUCUCUAGAGUCUAGGGGUGUUUUCAUGCUAGGUCCCUUUCAGCCAGUUUCUGCUUAUUUUGUUUGUGGGUGUGGUGUGAAUACGCCAAAGGAACUCCGACCUCUCCAAAAGAACCCCCGAAGCGAACUGAACCUGAGACCAUCUCGAGAGGUGGUCUGAGUUUGGGUCGCUUUAAUUCUGUGGUCCGGUUCCCUUUUUUAGGGCAAUGUGAACGCGAAGCUCCCCAGGUUCGCUUGUCAUUAUUCCCGCACCAUACACUAGACUACUGCAACACCGUUUCCCCUGACAUAACCCCUCACAUUGGUGCCACAAAAGAGAGAAGAUGAUGUGCAGGUUCACGGGAAAAAAAUUUGUGCAGAUUUUGGAUAUUGAUUAACGAUUGUCAAGGACGCACAGAAAUUCCAAAAUGUGUGAAGUGUUUAGUUCAGAUUAUUUGUUUGCAAUAUGUGAUCUAUAGGCUAAGAGAGCUUCAUAAGCUGUUUAUUGAUUGUGGGGUUUGAAUAGUGUGAGAAGACGGCAUAUUUGGUGAGAAUCACAACAUAGUGUACAAAAUCUAUUCUAGCUCUUAAAGGAUAAAGGUAGCCUACCUUGGGUGUAAAAUGUUCAAAUACAGCACUAUUUAUUUAAAAUAUAUAUUUUUUAAUGAUUUGAUAAAAUAUUGAAUUUGUCCGUAAAUACCAACUCCCGUAGAAAUGAGUUGAAUAACACAUUCAGAAAAGACAGUCAACAAAUAAAUGAUAAGGAAUAAUGUUUUGAAGUGUCUGUCCUAUAUGUAGGAGCUAUAAGAAAGAUCAGGAAAUGUUUUUAUAAAAAUAAAUGACACUAUUUAACCCCCCUUUCUUUAAGUAAGCACAAAACUACCUCCAUACUUCCAUUCAUAAAAAAUAAAAUAAUGUUGUUGGUUACCUUCAGACGAGUCCUGUGACACUUGUGGGGGUUGUAGAGCAAAACGGAGAACACCAUGGUGUUGGUGAGAGUCAUCUUUCCAUAGUGGUCUCAUGGUCUGACUAACAGCGCUGUAGCUCGGACACCUUCCACCGGAGAUGCAGAAGGGUAGAUUGAGUGGCAGCACGUGUAAAAAAAAAAAAAAAAACCCUCUGUAGCUUAAACUGACUCAUUUUGAUGGGGAUUAUGUUACUUUGAUUGACGCACCGGUGCAUCAAUUGACUCUAGGGAUUAUUAAUAUAUACGGACUGAUUUGUGUGGCAAUGUAUUACGACUGUCUGUUAUGUCUUUUAACGCUCACUGAGUGGUCCACAAUGUUGGUUCUAAUCUGUAAUACGUCUUGUCAAAUGUUGCAAUAUUGGGGAGUGACACAGGGAUACUCAAACUAUUUUUAAGUAUGCUGACAUAAAAAACAUGGGAUUGGAUAAACAGUGGAAUAAUGAACAAAAUACUAAAAGCGUUUUUGAGUAAAAUAUCCCUUUAAUUGAUUGUUCUAACUCUACCUCCAGUGGGACUACCGGGACUCGUUCUUCAACCUGACCGUCAAGGAGGUGCUCUUCCUGGACUGGAUGACCACAAGCUGCCCCGGUGCUCAGUUCAUCUUUAAAGGGGACGAUGACGUCUUUGUCAAUACGUUGAGGAUCCUGGGCUUCCUCAAGGGCCUCUCUGGGCCCCGGGCAAGGGACCUGUUCGUAGGGGAUGUGAUCACCAACGCGGGGCCACACAGGGACAAAAAGGUCAAGUACUUCAUCCCAGAGAGUUUGUUCGUUGGCACGUACCCGCCGUAUGCGGGCGGAGGGGGGUAUCUGUACUCCGGGGACCUGGCCAGGCGGCUGCAUGGGGCCUCGCAGCGCGUACCGCUCUAUCCCAUCGAUGACGUUUACACAGGGAUGUGUCUGAGGAAACUGGGACUGGGGCCAGAGAAACAUAAAGGCUUUAAGACGUUUGACAUUGAGGAGAAGUACAGGAGUAACCCGUGUGCCUAUAAGGGUCUGAUGCUGGUACAUAGCCGGACACCACAGGAGAUGAUCCAGAUCUGGGCCUGGCUCAAUGACCCCGACUUGACCUGUCAGUAACUACCCAGCCGGUGUCCAUUUUGACUUCAGCUUUCAGAAACCGAGGACAACAGGUCGGCGGCCAUUUUGAUUUAGCUGUCGGUAACCAGUGAAGACAGGUGACUUGAACUGUCGGUAACUGCCUGGACCAGACACCACGACAGGUGGCUAUUUUGUUAUGUUGGUUGUUAUAGGAACUCUGUCAGAGGUCAGUGGCCACUGUUUUGUGACACUUGGUAGGGUUGUUACAUUCUAAAGGUCGGCCACCAUUUUGAGACUUUUUUUUGGGGGGCAGGAUUAUUACUCUUGGAGGGUCAGUUGGACAUUGGCAGCUUUAAUGUUGUUAUUAUCAUGGUCAUUGAUGUUAGUUAACCACCUUCAAAGUGGGAUUGUUGAUAAACAUUUCAGGUUUUGAAUCCCAAGAUAAAGAGGGAGUGAUUGUGAUGGCGGUACAAUGGCGGACCAACGUGUCUCUGCGCUUUCAAAAUGGCCAAGAUAGUGUUUUGAUAAAGUCUGAUUGAUGGACCUUUAUGAUUUAACACAGUGUGUCUGAUGGCACAAAUAGCCUUUAACAUGCUGUAUUAUGAGGAGUUGGAGACGGAGGUUGUAUGAGCAGCCUGAUCCCAGAUCUGUUGGUUGUUUUCCGUAC
Molecule: messenger RNA, 9751 nt
Organism: Coregonus sp. 'balchen'
Lineage: Eukaryota; Metazoa; Chordata; Actinopteri; Salmoniformes; Salmonidae
Source: the annotation of a GenBank genome assembly